GAACCGUGCGGCAGCUUGCGGCUCUUUACGCAAGCUACUAUAUAAACAGCGUGUCACGUCUUCCGCCCCUGACUAGUUGUCAAUAUUCUGGCGUGUGCGUGACGAGGACACCGGAACGAGUGUUUUACCGAAGCAGUCGAGCAGAGCGAUGGGAUCAAUUCACUUGAUGCUGGCUGCGCUGGCCGUCCUCGGAUACGGCAUGGCUGUGUCAGCGGCUACCUGCCAGUCGGAUGCCGAUUGUUCAGGGGGCCAGCGCUGCGUUUUACACUCCAACUACUCGAACAGAGCAAACUGUGAAACCGAUCAUCGCUGCAUCUCUGUUUCUUCAGCCUCGUGCUCGUGUUACCCUGGCUUCGAAUGCCGACUGAAGGAUUGCCCCUCAUCACCCUACGAGUGUCUUGUCCUGGAGCGCCAGAAUACCAGAUGCGGUGGAAAUAACGGUCCGCAGUGUGGCACGAACCAGGUGUGCGGAUACCAGAAGACCGGACUGGUUUGUUUCAAGUGCCCCUGUUACGGUACAGAACGCGCCGUGUGCGUGGAGAAGCAGCCGGGCGUCGAGUGUGGCCCGAACAGCAUCGCCCAGGUGAACCGCGACAACAGCUACGUGUGCAAGGGCUGCGCCUCCGCCACUUCUGUGCUCACUGAUUAGCGGAAACAGUGACGGCGGAAACAGUAACUCGCCAGUUGUCCUCAUUUGAACGAGAAAUGACGACAUGCGUCCGCGCCUUGGCUGUCUC
This is a messenger RNA of Rhipicephalus sanguineus (brown dog tick), 737 nucleotides long. Its product is annotated as turripeptide OL55-like. Lineage: Eukaryota; Metazoa; Arthropoda; Arachnida; Ixodida; Ixodidae. The transcript has 8 exons. The record is from RefSeq and is a predicted model, not a curated record. Bases 149 to 649 code for a protein of 166 amino acids.